Messenger RNA from Echinostoma caproni, 222 nucleotides. NCBI's taxonomy places the organism in Eukaryota, Metazoa, Platyhelminthes, Trematoda, Plagiorchiida, Echinostomatidae. The record is from the annotation of a GenBank genome assembly.
UAUUCGAAUAGUGAUUGUUUUCAUGACGGUGAUUUUGACCAUGAUGCUGAUGAUGCUGAUGAAUCGGACGAUUUGGAUGAUGAUUAUGAUGAUAAUGACGAUAAUGAUGACGAUCAUGAGGAUGAUACAGACGAUGAUCAUGAUGAUCCUGAUGAUGAUGAUGUUUUCAUAAUUGUAGUGGUGGUAGUUAUACGCAGGGAAUUCGGAACAUCAACUACUUAA